Messenger RNA from Alternaria postmessia, 1152 nucleotides. RefSeq lists its product as uncharacterized. NCBI's taxonomy places the organism in Eukaryota, Fungi, Ascomycota, Dothideomycetes, Pleosporales, Pleosporaceae. The transcript is spliced from 5 exons. The record is from RefSeq and is a predicted model, not a curated record. Bases 1 to 1152 code for a protein of 383 amino acids.
AUGGGUGUUGUGGAACUGUGGACUCUUUACGCAUUCGCCGUCUCUUUCACGUUUUUGCGCACAUACGCGAGGAUCUCAGCGGUAGGCUAUCGCCAACUUCAAGUUGACGACUAUCUCGUAUGGAUUGCGAUCCUCAUUUAUACAGCUCAGUGCAGCCUUGGGUACAGCCUAGGGGUAUAUGUUCAUGGUUUCGCAAAUGAUGGCAUGACACCUCAUGAGCGCAGUGCGCUUUCGCGAGACGAUCCCGAGUAUGGCAUGAGGGUUACCGGAUCUAAAAUCCAAGUAGCAGGAUGGACGACCGCCGCAUGUCUGCUUUGGUCACUCAAGCUUUGCGUCGCACUUUUCUACCUUCGUCUUACAAACGGUCUCUAUAAGUAUACGACCCGCAUUUGUGUCGCCUUCGUUUUCAUUGUCACUAGCUUCAUCGCCGUAAUCUUCACGAUCUAUCUUUCCUGCCGGCCUUUUCACCAUUACUGGCAAAUCAAUCCGGAUCCUGGAAAUGCAUGUACAGCAGCGGUAUCGAAGAAUCUCAUUUGGGUAACGUUCGUUUUCAACGUACUCACUGACAUAUACCUGCUGUUGAUACCAAUGCCGAUGUUAUGGAAGUCGAGUAUGAAGAGAUACAAGAAGAUAGCGGCCAUGAUAGUACUUGGCGCUGGCAUGCUGGUGAUCGUGUGCGCGGUAGUUAAGAGCUUCUAUCUCAUCAGUGAUCCCCAUAACAGCGCCGAGCUCACAGCUUCUUGGGGCACGCGUGAAACUUUUAUUGCCAUCUUUACCACAAACCUGCCUAUGAUCUUUCCCCUACUCAAGAACUGGUUCGCCCCGUUCUUGUCCAGUACGAUCGGAUCGAGCAAUUCAAAGCCACAAAAGCCGCCUCCAGGCAGUGAUUUUAGAACCAUAGGUGGUGGCUUGGGAGACGGUGGCUUAGGUGUCGCCAGAAUCAGCCGAGCGGCACCACACGAGGCGCGCCACAACAUUACAGAUCUGACUUUUGACAACGAAAGCGAAGAGCAUAUUCUGAACGAAGAGGACUUAAGGCUUGAACACAUCCAAGGGGCUACUAGUGAACAGCAAGGGAAGGAUAUCAUUGUCGUGACAGAUCAGUUCAACGUUAAGUCUGAACACCGCAGCAAUGCACAGAGCAAGGAGUAA